GCGUGGUUGGCGAUCGCACUGCUGGAAUUGUGCUCGUGUUUCUGUAAAAAAAAUUUCAAUUGCGAUGACGUGACGCCGUUUUCAGAGCCCUUUGGCAGCACUUCAAACCCGGCUCCACGCGAAGUUCUGCCAAACAGGGUGGAGGCAGCCGGUUCCACGGAAUAAGCCCUUGAAAAAUAUGCUCUCUAAAGUCUAAUGAUGGAGGAGGAGCCAGCUCCUCCGUCUCUCCUAUCGUCUUUACCCCUGAGCUCGUCUACUCGUGAGGGUGGAUGGGGCUCAGCCGCGGGAGCACCACCGGGGCGGAGGCCGCCGGCGGCGCAGAGGGAGGGCGCGGAGAGGAAGGCAGGCCCGUAGCGCGCAGCGAGCAGCGGGAGGGAGGCCGGCGCGAGGAGCGCGCGGCCGGCCGCCGGUGGCCGGAGCAUGAGGAGCUGGUGGCGUGUGCAGCGAGGGAGAAGGUCGGUCUCACUCAGCCCUCGUGCUCGCUUCGAAUCCACACACGAUACACGCAGUACACGAACCCGUACAGCCGGACAAUAGACACAGAAACCGUCUGGAGAAAAAAGAGAGGGAGAGAGGAGCUUCACGUGCAUCAGGCAGUCAGCAGAUUUGAUGGAAGCACACCACACAGCAGCGUGGAACAGACAUCAGAAUUUAAGCCCAACAAGGAAGGUAGUAGAUGGCAGUCGUCCUUGGACAGAACUUCGAUACCAAGCAAAGGUGAUACGAUCAUUCAUCGCGUCAAUGAUUUCCCAAUAAGCUUUUCAAAAAAAAAUUAUUUGCCAAUAAUGUUGAGCAGCAAACAUUCAUUUUCUGGAGGACGCAUCACAAUCAAUGUGGUUAAUUGAGCACUAAUUUUUUUCUGACUGCGCAUCUAGAGCACCUUCCUUGUAAGAGUCAAUUCGCAACUCUGGUUGAUUUCCCAGAUAGACAUAAGUGUUUACAAUACACACC
Molecule: messenger RNA, 951 nt
Organism: Panicum hallii
Lineage: Eukaryota; Viridiplantae; Streptophyta; Magnoliopsida; Poales; Poaceae
Exons: 2
Coding region: 270-845 (191 amino acids)
Source: RefSeq, a predicted model, not a curated record